Nelumbo nucifera (sacred lotus) is the source of this 1640-nucleotide messenger RNA. RefSeq names its product putative E3 ubiquitin-protein ligase LUL4. The record is from RefSeq and is a predicted model, not a curated record. Gene Ontology annotation, molecular function: ubiquitin protein ligase activity. Gene Ontology annotation, biological process: protein ubiquitination. NCBI's taxonomy places the organism in Eukaryota, Viridiplantae, Streptophyta, Magnoliopsida, Proteales, Nelumbonaceae.
AGCCAACCUUCUUCAACUGCACGAAGAUUGCGAUUUCCUUCAACUCUCAAGAGUCGUCGAGACUCUCUCCUCAGUCCUCUCCCAUUUCUUCUUCUUCUUCCCUCUUCUCUCUAUACAGUAUACACCCUACAAACCCCAAACCAUGGGACUGUCAUGGAGCAGUAGAAGAACGAACAAUACCCAGUAUCCUUCACAGCUCGUUUCUUCUUCUUCUUCUUCGUCUUCUGCUACCACUGCUGCUGCUGCCGCCUCUGCCUCAGAUACUAAUAAUCCUUUUUCUUCAAAUCCAUGUACGCUUUCUUCUUCUUCUUCUUCUUCUUCUCCUCCUCCUCCUCCUUCACAACCACCUAACUAUGUUUUUGCAGCGAACGCGCCAUAUCCUGCACCCUCGUACCCACCCCAGAAUCCUUAUCAUACACUGCCACCACCCCCACCCCCUCCUCAUCAUGUUUCAUACUAUCAGUAUGCGGGAUAUAAUUCCAGCGGAUACAGUGGAUCGUCUAAUUUCUCUCCGUAUUACGGUAAUCGUGUCAAUGGGUGGCAUGGAAUUCGGCCCCCAGGAGUUCCUCUCCAGCCUCCGCCUCCUUAUGUUGACCAUCAGAACGCCAAGAAGAUUAAGAACGAUGUGAAUGUGCAUAAAGAUACGAUAAAGCUUGAGGUCGAUGAGACCAACCCAGAUUGCCAUUUGGUUUCUUUUACUUUCGAUUCUUUGAUUGAUGGAAGUAUCACCAUUUUUUACUUUGCCAAAGAAGGGGCAAACUGCAGUUUCAGUCCAUUAUAUCCUGAAGCCAAUAUGCAUAUAAGAGUCCCGUUUCAGAAAGGACUGCGACAGAAGUUCCACCAGCCUCCAGGAACUGGCAUUGAUCUAGGCUUCUUUGAGUUGGAUGAUCUUGCAAAACCGUCACCUAAAGAAGAUGUUUUCCCACUUGUCAUCUCUGCGGAGGCAUGCUUGCCACAUCAGACUACAGAUGGACAGCCUUUGCCAUUGACUACAUCUCCUAAUGCACAGAUUACUCAAGCUGUCCUAGAGAAGAAUGGGGACCAUUUCAAAGUGAGAGUGAUUAAGCAGAUAUUGUGGGUUGAUGGGGUUCGCUAUGAGUUGCGUGAGCUUUAUGGAGUUGGAAACUCAGAAGAAGCUGGGUUUGAUGGCAAUGAUCCAGGGAAAGAGUGUGUUAUUUGCAUGGCAGAGCCAAAAGAUACAGCAGUUUUACCUUGUCGACAUAUGUGUAUGUGCAGUGAUUGUGCAAAAGAACUGAGGCUUCAAUCUAACAAGUGUCCAAUAUGCCGCCAGCCUAUUGAAGAACUCUUAGAGAUAAAAGUUAAUAAAGGUGAUCAAUGAGAAAUCCUUCUCAUUAAAAUUCUUUGUUUUGAUGGCAUUUCUUUGCUAUUCACAUAUGUAUUUUUUUUUUUUAAUUUGUCUUCCUCUAUAUUACUAGAUCAGUCACCAUAUUUCAAUUUCUUUCUUGCUUCUUUAUCAUGGGAGGUGGGGGCACCUUGCCUACAGAAAGAAUGAUUACUAUAUCCCACUUCCCAAUUUUCAUGGACUGUAACUUUAGUUGUAUAUAUUAUAUUCCAAAAGUGGGGGAAUUUACUACAAAUUUUAUCAUAUACAUUUUCAUUUUUGCCCAUUUUCCAGAAAA